CCUCCCUCACUCGCUCGCUCGCUCGCUCUCCUGCUCAGAGCUGCAGUAUAUGAGCGGGUCUCCUGGGUCUAGCUUCACCGCAGUGUAGAGAAGGGCAAGGCUGCUGUUUUAGUACAAUGCAAUGAAGGAUGGUGCACCAGGAGAAACGCAUUUACCAGGCUCAGAGGAAUGAGAGAGAGUCCAUCAGGCAGAAACUUGCCCUUGGCAGUUUCUAUGACGACGAGCCAGUCAUCUACACCAGCUGCAGUAAGAACGGCCAGUCCUCCCGACUGCAGAGUGGGGUGAACCUGCAGGUGUGUUUCGUGAAUGACAGCAGCAGUGACAAAGACAGCGAUGCCGAGGACAGCAGGACAGAGACAAGUUUGGACACACCACUAUCCCCCGUGAGCAAGCAGAGCUCAUCGUUAUCAGACCGAGACACGGCAGAGGAGGACUCAGACCCGUUGGAUGACUGCAGUGGGUUCUGGCGGGUGCAGCGGAGACUGCAGGAGGAGGCCCGGGUGGCGCUGGCUCUGGCUCGACCUAUGGCCCGCAUGCAGGUGGAGGUGGAGAGGCAAAUCCAACUGCACAGACGUUCACCUGUGGCUGACCUGCUUCCCCAUCUGCCUCACAUCAGCGAGUGCUUGAUGAAGAGGAAUCUGAGACGAGGGGACAUGAGGGAUAUGAGUCUAGGACAGCUGCAAGUCAUCACAAAUGACUUACACUCACAGAUCCAGAGCUUAAAUGAGGAGCUGGUGCAAUUGCUGCUGAUAAGAGAUGAGCUGCAUGUGGAGCAGGAUGCCAUGCUGGUGGACAUAGAAGACCUCACCAGGCACGCUCACAGCCAUCAACGGCACCAGGCAGAGAAAGCUAUGUCUAAAUAAACACACCCUGUCUACACUUGUGUUCAUCUGCACGCCAUCAUACCUCCUGCUCCAUGGACUGUCACCAGUGUUACUAAUAGACUUCAUCUGUGCUGUUUGUGGAGAGAAAAAUCCACAAUUUACUGUGAUAUUAACACACAAGCACACACAUAGUGUUAUGCACCACAGGAUGAAGGAAAGAGGACACCUUCUAUAAGAAGCCGAGUGAUCAGUGCUCUCUGUUUGGACAGGCUGUGUAGGCUGUUUACUCACCAAUGGGCACGCUCAAUCACACAUCAUUUCAUAGAAUCUUUUCCUUCAUAGCCUUGAUUUACCUCCUCAAGAUUUCGCACGGUGACUUGUAGGGGCCACACCUGUCUUCUUUAGUUUGUCUUUAUAAUAAUCAAGCUGAUUGAUCUAUUCAUCUUUAGACUACUGUUCACAUAUUACAUUUCUUUCACUAAAAGCACUGUGCCAUUGCUGUUUAACACUGGAAUUCACUAUUAGACAUAUAAAUAUAUACAGUGUGGGCUGUUGCAAUAAAAAAAUACAAAAGAGAGGACUUUGCAGGAUUGUUUAGACACAAAAGUAAAUGUAACUGAAUAGCUGCUAUAGGUUAAAACUGCUUUAAAGAUUGAUUAAGAGCUAAACUAUUGAAAUUUAUGGAGUUUUUGUAAUGUAAAAUGGAUCUAUCUACUUGGUAUAACAGACAAAAUGACAAAAUAUUGGUUAAAUAUUGAUAUUAGGAUAUAGGGCUAUAGAAAAAGUUGAAUGAAAGACAUGUUAAACACCUCCUAAAGAAUAAUAUGCAUCUGUUUGGUUAUGAUCAAUUUACUGAUGCCAAAAAUACCACCAACUAUAAUAUACUAAUCAUAGCCUCAACAUAUAUCUAUUUUAUCUGUUUAGAGACUGGAGCUUUAUAGGCGCACUGUAUGUAAUUGUUAAAAGAUACUUUAUUAAAAGGAUAAAGAACAUGCCUUGUUGGCAGUGUUUAAAUGUUUUCACUCGCACCUUUUUAAAAAUGUCACUUAUCACAAAAAUUAAACAUUCUUUUUUUAAUGUAUGCUUCAUGGUAACUGUACUGUGUACUGAUUGUAAAAAAAAAAAAAAGAGGAAAGAUCAUGUAAUAAAUGUUUCAAGUGUG
Molecule: messenger RNA, 1986 nt
Organism: Labrus mixtus (cuckoo wrasse)
Lineage: Eukaryota; Metazoa; Chordata; Actinopteri; Labriformes; Labridae
Product: schwannomin-interacting protein 1-like
Exons: 7
Coding region: 129-863 (244 amino acids)
Biological process (GO): positive regulation of hippo signaling
Cellular component (GO): plasma membrane; cell junction
Source: RefSeq, a predicted model, not a curated record